This is a messenger RNA of Patella vulgata (common limpet), 4414 nucleotides long. RefSeq names its product sodium- and chloride-dependent taurine transporter. The record is from RefSeq and is a predicted model, not a curated record. The transcript has 13 exons. The coding region runs from base 75 to 1970 and encodes 631 amino acids. Gene Ontology annotation, cellular component: membrane. NCBI's taxonomy places the organism in Eukaryota, Metazoa, Mollusca, Gastropoda, Patellidae. Gene Ontology annotation, biological process: sodium ion transmembrane transport.
CGACCCGUGAGACAAAUGUUCGAAGUUGAAGUUUGACAGUCAGGUAGUCGUGAAGCUCACCACAGAGGGUCAGCAUGGCGGAGCAGGGUAAAGAGAAAAGACAAUUGGCCGUGGCCUUGCCACCUGAGGGAGAUGCAGACGGCUAUGAACGAGAAACGUGGUCAAAUAAACUUGAUUUUCUUUUAGCCUGUAUUGGUUUUAGUGUUGGUCUGGGAAAUGUCUGGAGAUUUCCGUACCUGUGUUACAAAAAUGGUGGCGGUGCCUUUCUCUUGCCUUAUUUCCUCUGUGUAUUUAUUGGAGGUAUACCGGUAUUCUUUAUGGAAGUUUCCCUAGGACAGUUUAUGGGACGAGGUGGUCUAAAAACAUGGAACAUCGUACCUUUGUUUAAAGGUAUUGGUAUAACAGUAUGUAUUAUAGUGUUUUUGUUAAACUGUUACUAUAAUGUCAUUUUAUGUUGGGCAUUCUACUACAUGUUCAACUCUUUCCAAGCUGAACUACCAUGGAGAUAUUGUGGACAUGAAUGGAACACCAUUUGGUGUAAUGACGAUUUUGGUUCCAACGUAACGUUGAAUGACACCUUGGCUAAAAACAACUUAACAUUCAACCCAAUGGAGGUUUACAAAUUCUCCGAUCCCGUAACGGAGUUUUGGGAGUUAAAAACGUUGGCUAUAUCUGAUGGUAUUGAUGAGGUUGGAACGAUUAAAUGGGAUUUAGCUUUGUGUUUAUUAUUCGCAUGGAUCGUCGUCUAUCUCUGUAUCUGUAAGGGUAUCAAAUCUUCUGGAAAGGUUAUGUAUGUGACUGCUACAUCACCAUAUAUUUUUAUGUUAAUUCUGCUGAUUAGAAAUUCUUUACUAGACGGUGCUUAUGACGGUGUUAUAUUUUACCUGAAACCAGAUUUAGAGAGACUGAAAGACACGAGGGUAUGGGUAGAUGCUGGAACACAGAUUUUCUUCUCUUACUCGCUAAGUUUAGGUACGCUCAAUGCUUUAGGAAGUUACAACAAAUUUAACCACAAUUCAUACAGGGAUGCCAUAUUGUUUUCUUUAGCCAACAGUGGAACAAGUUUUUUCGCCGGUUUUAUUGUGUUCACUAUCCUGGGCUAUAUGGCUAAAAUCCAGGGAGUUCCUAUUUCCGAGGUGGCCGAAUCAGGACCCGGAUUAGCUUUUAUUGCCUAUCCCAAGGCUGUAUCUCAGAUGCCGGUAGCACCUCUAUGGUCUAUACUCUUCUUUCUAAUGGUGAUUCUACUAGGUCUAGACAGUCAGUUUGUAGGUGUUGAAGGUGUAGUUACUGCUGUAGUUGAUCAAUAUCCAGAUUUUUUAAGAAAAGGCUACAGAAAGGAAAUGUUUAUAGGAUUUAUUUGUGUGUUGAAUUUCUUUGUUGGACUUUCCAUGGUAACAAAUGGCGGAAUGUAUGUCUUUCAACUGUUUGAUUAUUAUUCUGGUAGUAGAAUUAUUUUACUUGUUGCUUUCUUUGAGUUGAUUGCUGUAGCCUAUUGUUAUGGUGUAAACCGUCUCUAUGACAACAUUGAAAUGAUGUUGGGCAGAAGGAUUUGGCCAUACAUGAAAAUAUGUUGGCUGUUUUUCUCACCACUUUUCUGCAUCGUUAUUUUCAUUUUGAGUGCCAUCAAUUACUCUGAAUUAGAAUAUGAGCGACCACGUAAUACCUACGUAUACCCCGAUUGGGCCGUUGGGAUUGGUUGGGCCAUGGCUUGUGCAUCGGUUAUUUUCAUUCCGUUGACUGCUUUCUAUACAUUUAUAAAAUAUGGAUUUACUAUGGAGGUGUUGCGACUUUCUAUAAGGCCGUAUGGACUGAAAGAUCACCAGAAACGUAUUCAAGAUAUCAAUGAACGAACCCUGGAAGAUCUAGAGAAGGAGAACAAUAGAGGUGUACAAUAUGAUAAUGGACAAGUUAACCUUGGAUUCGAAAAGACCAAGGGGACGUAUCCCGAGCCACAUUUUACUCAGCUUUAACAUCAUUAUAUAAUGGGCUAAAUCUAUUUGUUAAGGCCAGCUAGGUCCAGGGUUUAGGUUUUAAAUUGAGCUGGCCUUAUCAUUUAGCACUAACCUAAUAUAAUGUGUUAUUAAUCGUCUCAAUCUGAGAAUUAUAAUCCCUGUUUUUAAAACAUUCCUUUGAACCAAUCAAAUAACAUAUUAACACUUUAUCGAAUUCCAACCAAUGAUGUAGCAGCAGAAUAUUAUGUACGCUAUGCAGCCCCCCCCCCCCCCCUUAAACAAAUUCAAAUAGCAGUAGUUAAAGAGUUUUUGCGGAGGUCCCCCGAUCCAGUAAAAGUAUUCAGGACGUUUGGUGAUCAUUUUCUUUACAUAAUUUGAAACACUCGUGUGUAUUUAAACGAUUAUUUUAAAGGGCAAAUAAAGUGAAAUAUGGCCUGAAUUUAUCACAUUCGCACCACACCCCGUUUUGUUUUUAUUUUCUCCCUUUUUAAUAGAUUACGUAGACUAGUUAUUUUUUUAAAAUAAAAAUAGUUUUACUGUAUAUGAGGCCGAUAACAAACACCAUAUAUCAACUGUUACUAACGGGUAUGCACUAAUGUUUUUCUGGUUUUUAUUUUCGAAAUAUUCAAUGACAGUGAUAAACAUGUAUUUUUGUAUUUCUGAUACACUCGAUUGACCGUUACAUUGUUUCCAUAACAACCCGUUGGACAUAAACACGGGGCUUGAGCAUUUCACUGUUUGUAUAAUAACCCGUUGGGUAUAUACAUUGUUUAAAUAAUAACCCGUUGGGUAUAUAUAUACAUACACGGACAGGAACAAUGUUUAUAUAAUAACUGGACAUGAGUAUUUCAUUGUUUACAUAAUAACCCUGUAUAUACACGGACAGGAACAAUGUUUGCAUAAUAACCCUAUGGGUAUAUAUACGGACAGGAACAAUGUUUGCAUAAUAACCUGUUGGGUAUAUACACGGACGGGAACAAUGUUAACAUAAUAACCUGUUGGGUACAUACACGGACAGGAACAAUGUUAACAUAAUAACUCAUCGGGUAUAUACAUGGGCAGGAACAAUGUUAACAUAAUACCUGUCGGAUAUAUACACGGACAGAAACAAUUCAUUGUUUACAUAAUAUCUCGUUUAAUACAUGUACAUACACGGACGGGAACAUUUCAGGUGUUGCAAUAUAGACAUAAAACACGCAAGAUACGUGGGCAGUUUUUAUUGUUGUUGUAAAUUUUAUAGUUUUUAAUCAGUUUAUUGUUUGUCUAUAUUUACUGUAAUCCUAUAAUCAACCCUAGUGGAUAUAAAACAUGGUUUUACUCAACUUAGGAAUUAAUCAAAUUUACAUAAUUUCUAUACUGCAUUGACAUAUUAUGUGUAGGAUAAAACAAGAGACUGAGGUUAUGCUGGUGAAAGAAAUACUGACGAAAAUAACCCGAGAAAAAGAAAAACCGUUGCCGACAGGCCGGAGUUUUUCUGUCGGUUUUUUUUCUGAAGUCUUUCUGCCCCAGCAUAAUCAAAGUCGAGGACUUUGUCUUGUUUACAUGUACGUAAAAUGAGAUUAGAGACUUUUGGCAAGCGGAUUUUCCCCAUCCGUAUCCCGUAUCCGUAUCGUAUACGUGAUACGUUGCGUCAAUGUAGUUUUAGAGUUUUGGCAGAUUUUAGCAAUUUUUGGUUUCACUAGUGUAUUAUUUCAGAAAGUUUAGCACUUAGAUCAAUCAGUAUGCAGACAGGCGGGAAAAAUAUGAAAAUUCCGAGAAAAACCCAUCAAAAAUAAUGAUUAAAUUCCAGUCGUUAUCACUGUUAAAAUCACAUCAAAUACACACCUUCGUGUUCUAGGAUACACACAGAUUCAUAAAAACGCUAUGAUGCAACAUUUCAGCGUCUAAAAGUAGCAAAAAAAGACGGGAAAAGGACAACAGUGUUAUACGGACCAUUUCCGUAUGAAAGCCGUUCCAUACGUGCUGCCGUAUCCGUGUGCCGUGUAUGAGAAAUACACAGACAUUGAUGACGUCACACGCAAAAUCCAUACGGAUACGCGAUACGGACCAGGAAAAUACGCUUGCCAAAAGUCUCUAAUAUCCCAGAAUUCCCGUAAGAAAAACCUUAUAUCAUGUUUUCUUAUGGAAAAAAAACUACCCUGGAAGAAUAACCCGUUACAGGUUUAAAGAAAAACUUUCAGAAGAAUAACCCCAAAUUCCUCUGUAUAUAUACAAAGCCGGUCCGACUUUCAGACCGCAAGUUAUUUCGGGCAUAGAGUCAAAGAGAUUUACCGAUAUAGGUUUAUCAAUCAAAAGUAAAAUACUGGUGUUUUGAAAUGUAUAAUAUUUGAAUACAUCUUGGGUUGAGUUAUACCAAGAGUUUGAUGUCCUUAGCAAAUUAAAAUUUAUAUGCUGUUUUAUACAAAGUAGCAGAUUUUUAUUUUUAAAAUUUAUAUUCUAUGAAUAAAGAUAUUUUUAUUAUA